Messenger RNA from Mucor velutinosus, 609 nucleotides. RefSeq names its product homocitrate synthase lys21 (gene LYS21). The transcript is spliced from 2 exons. Lineage: Eukaryota; Fungi; Mucoromycota; Mucoromycetes; Mucorales; Mucoraceae. The coding region runs from base 1 to 609 and encodes 202 amino acids. The record is from RefSeq and is a predicted model, not a curated record.
AUGUCUACUCGUACUGUAUCUGUUAAAUCCUUCAACAACAACAUCAAGCAAACUCAUUCUCAUGCUGCACAAAUAAAGCCCAUUGCUACUGUUUCCAAGGCCACUAAGUCUAGCCAUCAUACCAAUCAGCAACAGCAACCCUCCAAGAAGAAGUUGCAGGCGACCAACCAUCAUAGCAAGCAGCAACACCAACGCCGCAAUCAAAAGAAGGUCAACGCUGCUGUUACUGACGAAGACUCCUCUUCCUCUUCUUCUUCAUCGGCCUCUGAAGAUGACAAACCUGUCAGAAGAAAUAAGCGAAGCAAUCACUAUCAACAGCAACAACAAUCUAGCUAUGUUGAUCAAGUUUACGCCGGUCCUACAUUCAACAAUGCUCCUGCUCCAAGUGCACUUCCUAUCCCUGCUUUUAAUGCUCGUGGUUCCCCUAUCAACUACCCUCAACCUCUUUAUCACUCUGUAAAUCCCUCUCUUCAACAACAAUCCAUGGACCUCAUGAACUUGAUUACUCCUCAAAGGGCCGUCAACACUGCUUAUGAACUUGAAAAGACCAAUUUGGCCCUUUCUGAAAUCCAACGAGGCCUUCGAUCCAUGCUCAAAAUUGAAUCCUAA